This is a messenger RNA of Myripristis murdjan (pinecone soldierfish), 3176 nucleotides long. It is a transcript of the gene card19, whose product is annotated as caspase recruitment domain family, member 19. The transcript is spliced from 6 exons. The coding region runs from base 68 to 610 and encodes 180 amino acids. Lineage: Eukaryota; Metazoa; Chordata; Actinopteri; Holocentriformes; Holocentridae. Gene Ontology annotation, cellular component: mitochondrion. The record is from RefSeq and is a predicted model, not a curated record.
UUUCCGGUGAAGGGCAGGCGGUGACAUCAGGGGGAGGGGCUUAACAAAGGACAGCGGGGACUCGACAAUGGGAGACAGUUUCCGAGACCAGCUGGCCGAGGACAGCCGCUUCCUCAGGGAAGAGCGAAGACUGGACACGGAGCUGGUGGAUAAAAUCAUCCUGCAGCUCAACAGAAUAUACCCGCAGAUCCUCACGGACAAGGAGGCCACCAAAUUCAGAGACUUGGACGUGCCCACUAGUGUUCGCCUCGGUGAGCUCCUGACGCACCUGCAGGGGAAAGGCGAGGAAGCAUGCAAGGAGUUUUACAGGGCACUUCACCUGCAUGUGGAGGAGGUGUACUUCAGCCUGCCCACGCGCCUCCGCCUCAGAGAUUCCUCACAUCCAUUCAAACAUCCAAGGGUCUAUCAACAGAGAUACGUUCUGAAUGACAGAGGCCCCCUCUUCUUUCUGAGCUGUUUCAGUAUUGCAGUGGGAAUGGCUUUAUUGUAUUACUAUAGUGAAGCUAAAGUGACAAGAGGCAGCCGGGCCCUCGGCAUGGCUGCUCUGGGUUUGGGCAGGAAAACUCGAGAGGUUCUCAUUUGGUACACCGAAGAAAACCUCAUGAAAUAGUGGGCGUCUCCCUCACCUCAUCCACUCCAGGAAUACUAUGCUUAUGUUACUUGUACCAAACCACAGCACACUAAAUUUUUUUCAGGAGUUGAAUAAUGAUUUUUUUUACAUAGCUGUAUAUAUUCUGUUGCUUCACUGAUCUGGAAGGAAAAAGACACUGCACUCCCAGAGUUACAUUUGACACUUUGUUCUUAUUUUCUUCUCAUGUUGAGAUCUGACAAAUGAGUUGAAAGGACAGUUACAUCUAAGGCAAUUAAAAAAACACCAGGAGUAAACAAGUUGUCAUCACAACAUUUUCGGAAAACCAGCUUUUACAAUCCAAAACAAUGCACAUCCUUGACUACAUGAGAGUAGCUCACAUUUUACAUCAUGGCAAAAACCUGCAGUUAAUUUUGCAUUUUGUGGCUGCACACUCAUAAUCCUUUAAUGCACCAAAGGGGAAAAAAACAGAUGCACAGCAUGUACAUAGAUUACACCCUUUGGUAGUAACAAUUAAACCAGUCUUACUUAACAACUGAAGCGCAGUCCGUUCCAUGUAUGAUUAUUUUGAGGUGCUCAACAGUCACUGAUGUCAAACAUAUUGCAGUUGGCCCGACCCGGCUCCAAGUCUAAAAUUAAAAACACUGGGUCAGAAAUAAGGCAUUUUCUUCGACCCCUGAAAAUGCACUCACUGAAACUGAAGCUUCAGUUGCAGCAAACAUGAAUUACCUCUUAGGCGCACACACAGAGCUGUUUGAAGAACAUGACUGCCCUCUGCUGGCCAAAAGGAGAAGCUACACCCGUAUCAACCCAGUGGUUAGUUUAUGGUGACUUCAUAAAACGUCCCACAAUUGCAACCUUUACAUUUGACCAAUAAAAAGAAGAAAAUGAAUUCGGUCAGCAGCUAGAAAUAAAACUGGGCGCAGGCCACGCAGUAAUUGCUAUAUUCAGCUUCAACGUGAGGUUUGCCGUUACACGAUUGGUCGAACCAGUCACAUGCCAGUGCAGUGCAUUGUGGGUAGAAAAGAGAUAAACGAAAUAUAAACGUAUUAACUCAACAGUUUUGUUUAAGUAUAAGACUGAAAUGUGAUGAGUUAGUGUUUAACUAGAUGCGCAAAUAGAUACUAGUGUGGUUUCGUAAAUUUGGAAGUGGAACCGUAAAUGAAGUGUCAUGCUGAGUUCGUCGGUAUAUAAAGCGCCUGCUUUGCUUUCACUGAUCGUGUUGUAUGAAAGGAGAGAAGGUUAGCACUCCCCUUGACAAGGAUGGAAUAGGCCCUUGUGGCCUUCAACACACAUACGGUUAAGGCAUUGCCACCUACUUCGUGGCAUCUCUAACCACAUUUUUUCCAUUACACACUACUGUCUCCAUGUCGACCUUCCGCAGCUCUGUAGUCGCUAUGACACCGCACCCACACAUGAAAGUGGUUUUAUUUCUCAGUCUUUUACCUGGGCUGAAGCUAAAUACCUAGUUUUGUGACUUAAGUCUCCGCUCCUGAACCAAAGCAGGCCAGUUUGCGGGUUGUGUUGUGCUCACUCUGAAAGCUUAAAGACAUUUCCAGCAGCGAGUUUCAUCCAAGUUGGCCUGCAGGCAGAGCAGACAUUAUUCAGAUUCAAAUGGUGCAGCUUAUUUAUUUUGGUUAUCCGCCCGUGUAUGAAAACGUUAUGGCACCUGAUAGAUUUUUUUCGAAAAUACUUUGGAACAGGGGGAAAGCCAGUUGCGGAGUUCAGCCUGGUAAAUAAAGUAAAUAAAGUAAGGGGCACUCUUUGGAAUCUAUAUGUGUUAAUGACAGUAUAAAAACUAUUUAAAAAGAAGUUUAAAGUGUAGCCUUUUAUUUUGGAAAUAUUGUAUUACCGACAAAGAUUGGCUAUUUUGUAUCUAAAAGUAAUCAUUAAUCUAUGUUGUGGGUCAGGGUUUUAAACGAUAGCCUAAUUUUAUGCAAAUUUGUUCAAACUGCCUUUAUACCAACUAAGUUGGAAAGCCUAGCCUUCAUUUCAGAUACUGUCUGCCAGUGUUGAAAUUUACCUCCAGUUAAACAGGGGAUACUGAUUACUUUCCUGGGAAUUUCUUUUUAAAUUUUAAAAUAGAAUAAUUGUUUUUUAAUAGAUUUUAGUGAAAACAAUCCCAAAAUAAAUGCAUUUUCAAGUAUGACAUCAGCAUGUGUAAUAAAUAAAGGGAGUAAUACUAAGUAAAGGGAGAGGGGUUUCCAGUAUAACUCUAACUUGAGAGCAGUUGUCAUGGUGUUUGGUCUCAGAAAUAUACUGUUUCUUCUGUGCUGGUGAAUUUAUGAUAAGUAUUUUUUAAGCAUUUGAAAAGAUGCAUGGCUUCAUGAUUCUUUCCUGCCACUGUUCUUAUCUAUUAUAUUUAUCACUCUGAAAGCAAAUGUUGGAAUGUGAUGGGUUUUUUUUGUUUGUUUGUUUGUUUUUUCUGAUGGUUGUUGGCUGAUACAUGUACUGUGAGUCCAAGACAGUCUGAAUGUCAUGUUCUGUGUACGGUCUGUUUUGUAAUCAUGCCUUAGAUUCACAUGUGCCAUCAUUUGUAUGACUACAUGACAUUUGUUUGUACAAUAAAUAACCUUAUGCAUGGCCA